Meyerozyma guilliermondii ATCC 6260 is the source of this 849-nucleotide messenger RNA. RefSeq lists its product as uncharacterized. Bases 1 to 849 code for a protein of 282 amino acids. The transcript has a single exon. Lineage: Eukaryota; Fungi; Ascomycota; Pichiomycetes; Serinales; Debaryomycetaceae. Gene Ontology annotation, cellular component: cytoplasm. The record is from RefSeq and is a predicted model, not a curated record.
AUGUACAAUAUGCGAUGCCUGUAUAUUCUGAAACUUUAUGGUUUGGUUCAAGAAAUUGAGAUGUCGCCAAAAACGUUGAUCUUGAUCCCUUGCCAUGGAGUAUGGUUUGGGAAUCGUGGAGACGGUAUCAACCCCAAUGCUGGAGAUAGUAGGGCCGAGUGGGCUCUUGCUCCAUUUCAAAUAGAAGGGUAUGAUCAUCUUUGCUUUAAAGACCAUAUUCUUGAGGCAUUGAAAAGACUAAAGAAUGAUCCUCAAGCAAUUGCCAUUGUCUCUGGUGGACAGACAAAGAAAGAGUGUGGACCUAUAUCGGAAGCUCAAUCGUAUUACAGUCUUGCAACCCAAUUGUGCAAUGACAAGAAUAUUGUAGAGAGGGUUCAUUUAGAAGAGUAUGCUCGAGAUUCGUUUGAAAACGUUUUGUUUCUGCUUUGCAAGUUCUAUGAGUUAUUUGGAGCAUAUCCAGAUCAUCUUCGAGUGGUGGGUUUCGAGUUUAAGCGCAAACGGUUUCUCGACCUCCACCUUAAACAGGCAUUGAAAUUUGUCAAUUGUGAGUAUAUUGGUAACGAUCCCGAUCCGAGAGACAUUAUAGAUAAGGACAAGUACUUUCAAGACCUUCAUCAAGCCGAGUACAACCAUGCAGUGAAGCACUUUGAAAACGACUGGUACGGGGUGCAAAGUCCGCUAUUGCAAAAGAGAGUUUCAAGAAACCCAUUUGGCCGUAGACAUGGGUAUCACGAAAGUAAUCCGAGCCUUGCUCCUCUCCUUGAGGCUAUAGGUGAUGAGCGAAAGACAUACGAGUCCAGCGAAAAGAUCAGAAAUAAGGUUACAUUUCCAUGGAAAGUGGCAGAAUAA